GGUGUAGUAGUGAAGGGGAAAGGCCUAGCUUAGAUAUCUCCUUCAGCUCUGUGACUGCACAGGGUUGUGCUUGUUUAUAGGGACUACAAUUCAUGCCCAACAGUGUAACCAUAAGGCAGGGUGUAAGGUUGGAAAGCACUGCACAAUCUCAUCUGUGGAGCAAGACCUCAAGCCCACAAGGUUUGCAGAUAUAAUUAGAGGAGCCUCUCCCCUACUCUGGGCUUGGGGCAGCAGCCUAAAUCCUGCUUGGCUUCAAUCACAAGACAAAUACAGAAGCAUUUUACCCUCAGGGAAGAAGAGAACCUUAGACCCCUGGCCUUAGCUAGCACCUUGUCAGUGAAAGAAGUUUGGCCUUUGAUUCACUAAAUAAGGGCACUUGCAGGAACAAAGAGGAAGGUCAGAAAACCAAGACUAGAAAUGAAAGACAAAGGUCAGAAAAGAGAAUGAUCACAUGAGAGGCGAAGGCGGAGCUACUAGGCAGCGUUAGUAUCUAGGCAGGAAGAAAUCAGAGGAAACUGCCCUGAGGAGAGAGACUGAGAGAGAAAGAAAGCUGUGCUAAGAGAAACUAUACCACACUGAAACUACAUCAAGCUUCAAUAUCCUCAGCUGGCUCCCAGGAAGCAGCACCACCAUGGAACACAACAACAAUGGAACAGAUGUCACUACCGGCUUCAUCUCCUCAGCUAUAGCUGUUGUCUUAUUUGGGUCCAACUUUGUUCCAGUUAAAAAAAUUGACACUGGUGAUGGAAUGUUUCUUCAAUGGAUUCUCUGUGCUGCCAUAUGGACAGUUUCCUUAGUGGUCAAUCUGUUACUCCAUUGUCCAAAGUUCUGGCCUCUCGCAAUGCUUGGGGGUUGUGUCUGGGCCACAGGUAACAUCACUGUCGUCCCUAUUGUUAAAACAAUUGGUUUAGGCCUUGGACUUCUAAUCUGGGGAUCAUUUAACUCGCUAACAGGCUGGGCAAGCUCAAGGUUUGGAUGGUUUGGAAUGGAUCCUGAAGACGUAUCAAGGCCCCUGCUAAAUUACAUUGGAGCUGGACUUUCAGUGAUAAGUGCUGUCAUAUUCUUGUUUGUAAAAAGUGAAGUACCAAGUUCGACAAGUUCCUUGGACACCACACCAUUACUAACUGAACGCGCAAUCAACUGCACUCAGACUGAUGGCCUGGAUUGUUUAUGGACCAACAAUCUUUCUCAAUUACAAAACAGAAUAUUAGGCUGUGUCCUGGCAGUUACAUCUGGAAUACUCUAUGGAUGCAGUUUUGUUCCAAUAAUUUAUAUCAAGGACCAUGGCAAAAGGAAUGACAGCAUAUAUGCAGGGUCUAGUCAAUAUGAUUUGGAUUAUGUCUUUGCACACUUCAGUGGUAUCUUUGUUACAAGCACUCUCUAUUUCCUGGCCUACUGCAUGAUCAUGAAAAAUAAUCCCAAAGUUUAUCCUCAAGCAAUAUUACCAGGGUUUUUUUCUGGAGUACUUUGGGCAAUAGCUAGUUGCUGCUGGUUCAUAGCUAAUCAUUCUCUAAGUGCUGUGGUCAGUUUUCCAAUAAUCACUGCAGGACCAGGACUUAUAGCUGCAAUGUGGGGUAUCUUUGUAUUUAAGGAAAUAAAGAAAGACCACAAGUGAUAUCGGCGGUCACCAAAUGCCAUACAACAAAGUCCUAAUCAAGCCAGCCUCAUUGCAACUCUACUUGUGGCCCUACAUAGUUGUAUUCCUCUAUUUUUUAAAAAGAGUAAUGUCCGCUAGACUAUUAAUCCACUUUAAUCUAUUUUGCUGUGUAAUUGGUGUCAGAAAUUGUUUUAAAAUAUUAUGGGAUCUUAAAGAGUUAUUACUGAACUUUCAACAAAGUUUUAUCAACUUAGAAGUGAUGGGACAAAUAACUUUAAAAUGGAUUUUGGUAAUUUAAAAAUAAUUCUUUCCCACAAUUCUAGAUUGAGGUUUGAAUAUAAUUUUAGAAAUAAUCUGUGCCAAUGGAAGGGAGAGGUAUUCAUAGUUCAAAUGGCAGAUGAUCUCUUAUUUCUGUGUGUGUGUGUGUGUGUGUGUGUGUGUGUGAUUGUGUGUGUGUGUGUGUAAAACUUCAGAACCUGGUAGGGGAAUAUGAAUGACAACUAUGUAUUUUACUCACAUUUUUUUUCUUACUCUACUCUUCAAUGCUCCCUCUGGUGGAAAAUGAAAAUAUUACUUGACAAACUAACGAAUUUGGAGUCAAUGUCACUUUCUCUAUAAACUUCUGUAUUUGUGGUUCAUAUUUUUAAUAGUUUAGAGGAGCUACUCAAGUGUUUUGAUUUAAAAGAUUUCCUAAUCCAAUUCUUUGAGAGAUGAAAAAUGAGUAAAGGAGGUAUUUUUGUUUAAAAAAUAAAUUUAAAUAAUCAAAGUAAAUGAUUGGGUCAACAAAAAUUUGAAAGCAUGAUUUUUCAGAAAAUAGAUAAUAAUCAAAAUAUUUCCAUAACAAAUAGCCAAAAGAGAUAUUUUAAUGUUUCCAAAAUACUGAAGUCCUUUUGAAAAAUAAAAUGAAAUUGCAUUCUACAAAAUAUAUUCAUGAUUACACAUAUUGUAAAUCUUAAACAAAAUAGACAUUUUUAAAAAUAAGAUAAAAUUAUAUUUGAUCCUACAGUCAAUAAGGAGCCCUUGGAGUUUAUUGAGUAAAGCACUGACAUAUUCAGACUUAUAUUGUAUAUAACACUAAGAAAGUCUCAUGCAUCAGGUGUGUCAACAUUGGCCCACAAAAUGUACUCUAUAGCCCAAAUGCUUCCUAAACCAGAUGAAAAGUCAUCGGGAAAUGUUUAACAAAAUAAAAAUACAGCACAAUACAGAUGAUGGUAAUUUGUGCUCUUUUGUCGAUAUGCUACCUUCAGAGAUCUUUUUGUAUUUGAGUUUGACAUCACUGCAUUAGAUGAUACCUAAAGCUGCCAGAGUUCUUCCUUGAGAGUAUACCAAGAUCUGGGCAAUGA
Molecule: messenger RNA, 2940 nt
Organism: Phascolarctos cinereus (koala)
Lineage: Eukaryota; Metazoa; Chordata; Mammalia; Diprotodontia; Phascolarctidae
Gene: TMEM144
Product: transmembrane protein 144
Biological process (GO): carbohydrate transmembrane transport
Cellular component (GO): membrane
Molecular function (GO): carbohydrate transmembrane transporter activity
Source: RefSeq, a predicted model, not a curated record